CUGGUCAGUUAACUGUUUCAAAGUUUAAAGGGUUUCAUGUUGCUCUGGUUUUCUUAAAGCAGAAUGACGCAAAGAAAUGCUGAAAAAAAGACAAAUUCAUAUUUAGAGCUUAUGAGGAAGUAUCUUUUCUAGUUUUUCUGUUCUUUGUUUCGGUGUUGUUUUCAUCUUUUUCAUCAUUUCAACUCUGGUGGACAAGAGACUCACUGAAACACGGUGUUGCUAUGGUUAUGUCAGUCAGAAGGGCUCCUCCUCUUCCUCUGAUCUUUCUGCUCAUGAUUCAUGAGGUUUCUAGUGCUGAUUGGGGUGUGAAUUACAGAGAUUCACACAUCUGUGCACUAAAGGACUCAUCAGUGAUAAUGAGCUGCAAUUAUACAUACCCUACUCGAUAUAAGAUCAAGAAAGUGUUCUGGACCAAAAACUCUGUAAAAGUUGGUAAGAAGUAUCCUGAUCUGUCUGAGGACCCUGAAUACAGUCAGAGGCUUCAGUAUCUGGGAGAUAAACAGAAGACCUGCACCAUCAGACUGAGUCAUGUGACACAGAAGGAUUCACAUAAAUACUAUUUCAGUCUCAUCACUUAUAAAUCUGGUUUCUGGAAAAAAAGUGUGAAAUGGAUUGGUGAUCCAGGAGUGUCUCUGACUGUCACAGAUCUUCAGGUGGAGUCUCCUGAGAAUGUCACUGAAGGUCAGAAUGUCAGUCUUACAUGUAAAAGCAGCUGCGCUCUGACUGACAGAGCAACAUUCAUCUGGUACAGAAACUCAAAGCCAUUAACUGAGAGAAGAGACAGAAACAAUCAACUCCUGCUGCAGUCAGUCAGAAGAGAGGAUGCAGGCAGAUACAGCUGUGGUGUAGAGGAACACACUUACAUCUCUCCUGCUGUUCAGCUCAGUGUCACAUAUCCUCCAAAGAGUGUCUCAUUGUCCAUCAGUCCAUCUGGUGUAAUAGUGGAGGGAGAUUCAGUGACUCUGAUCUGCAGCAGUGAUUCAAACCCUCCUGCAGAAAUCAACUGGUUUAAAGAAGGAAGUUUUUUAAGAUCUGGAAGAAUCUACAGCAUCUCAAAGAUCAGCUCUAAUCACAGUGGAGAAUACAAGUGCAAGUCCAGCAAUAAACAUGGAUGGAAAUACUCUGCUGUGACUUUAAACGUCAUGAGGGUUUCUAGUGCUGAUUGGAGUGUGAGUUAUGGACAUUCACACAUCUGUGCACUAAAGAACUCAUCAGUGAUAAUGAGCUGCAAUUAUACAUACCCUACUGGAUAUCAGAUCAGGAAAGUGUUCUGGACCAAAAACCCUGUGAAGGUUGGUGAAGAGUAUCCAGAUCUGUCUGAGAACCCUGAAUACAGUCAGAGACUUCAGUAUUUGGGAGAUAAACAGCAGAACUGCACCAUCAGACUGAGUCAUGUGACACCGAAAGAUUCACAAAAGUACUAUUUUAGUCUCAUCGCUGAUAAACCUGGUUUAUCCAACUGGAUUAAGCAGUGGAUCACAACUGUUAAAGAUAAUGUCAAAUGGAUUCAUGCUCCAGGAGCAUCUCUUACUGUCACAGAUCUUCAGGUGGAGUCUCCUGAGAAUGUCACUGAGGGUCAGAAUGUCAGUCUGACAUGUGUAAGCAGCUGCGCUCUGACUGACAGAGCAAAAUUCAUCUGGUACAGAAACUCAAAGCCAUUAACUGAGAGAAGAGACAGAAACAAUCAACUCCUGCUGCAGUCAGUCAGAAGAGAGGAUGCAGGCAGAUACAGCUGUGGUGUACAGGGACACACUUACAUCUCUCCUGCUGUUCAGCUCAAUGUCACAUAUCCUCCAAACAGUGUCUCAGUGUCCAUCAGUUCAUCUGGUGAAAUAGUGGAGGGAGAUUCAGUGACUCUGAGCUGCAGCAGUGAUUCAAACCCACCUGCAGAAAUCACCUGGUUUAAAGAAGGAAGGUUUUUAGGAUCUGGAAGAAUCUACAGCAUCUCAAAUAUCAGCUCUAAUCACAGUGGAGAAUACAAGUGCAAGUCCAGCAAUAAACAUGGAUGGAAAUACUCUGCUGUGACUUUAAACGUCAUGUAUCCACCAAAGGACGUCGCAAUGUCCAACUUCAGUCUAUCUGGUGAAAUAGUGGAGGGAGAUUCAGUGACUCUGAUCUGCAGCAGUGAUUCAAACCCUCCUGCAGACAUCAACUGGUUUAAAGGAAGAAUGUUUGUAGGAUCUGGAAGAAACUACAGCAUCUCAAAGAGCAGCUCUAAUCACAGUGGAGAAUACAAGUGCAAGGCCAGCAAUAAACAUGGAGAGAAAUACUCUGAUGCUGUGAUUUUAAAUGUCAUGUAUCCUCCAAAAAGUGUGUCAGUGUCCAUCAGUUCAUCUGGUGAAAUAGUGGAGGGAGAUUCAGUGACUCUGAGCUGCAGCAGUGACUCAAACCCACCUGCAGAAAUCAACUGGUUUAAAGAAGGAAGGUUUUUAGGAUCUGGAAGAAUCUACAGCAUCUCAAAUAUCAGCUCUAAUCACAGUGGAGAAUACAAGUGCAAGUCCAGCAAUAAACAUGGAUGGAAAUACUCUGCUGUGACUUUAAACGUCAUGUAUCCACCAAAGGACGUUGCAGUGUCCAACUUCAGUCUAUCUGGUGAAAUAGUGGAGGGAGAUUCAGUGACUCUGAUCUGCAGCAGUGAUUCAAACCCUCCUGCAGACAUCAACUGGUUUAAAGGAAGAAUGUUUGUAGGAUCUGGAAGAAACUACAGCAUCUCAAAGAGCAGCUCUAAUCACAGUGGAGAAUACAAGUGCAAGGCCAGCAAUAAACAUGGAGAGAAAUACUCUGAUGCUGUGAUUUUAAAUGUCAUGUAUCCUCCAAAAAGUGUCUCAGUGUCCAUCAGUUCAUCUGGUGAAAUAGUGGAGGGAGAUUCAGUGACUCUGAGCUGCAGCAGUGAUUCAAACCCACCUGCAGAAAUCAACUGGUUUAAAGAAGGAAGGUUUUUAGGAUCUGGAAGAAUCUACAGGAUCUCAAAUAUCAGCUCUAAUCACAGUGGAGAAUACAAGUGCAAGUCCAGCAAUAAACAUGGAUGGAAAUACUCUGCUGUGACUUUAAACGUCAUGUAUCCACCAAAGGACGUCGCAGUGUCCAACUUCAGUCUAUCUGGUGAAAUAGUGGAGGGAGGUUCAGUGACUCUGAUCUGCAGCAGUGAUUCAAACCCUCCUGCUCUGAACUUCAGCUGGUUUAAAGAAGGAACAUUUGUAGGGUCUGGAAGAAACUUCAGGAUCUCAAACAUCAGCUCUAAUCACAGCGGAGAAUACAAGUGCAAGUCCAAAAAUAAACACGGAGAGAAAGACUCUGAUACAGUGAUGCUGAAUGUGACGUAUGCUCCAAGAAAUGUAAUGGUGUCCAUCAGUCCAUCUGGUGAAAUAGUGGAGGGAGAUUCAGUGACUCUGAUCUGCAGCAGUGAUUCAAACCCUCCUGCUCUGAACUUCAGCUGGUUUAAAGAAGGAACAUUUGUAGGGUCUGGAAGAAUCUACAGCAUCUCAAACAUCAGCUCUGAUCACAGCGGAGAAUACAAGUGCAAGUCCAAAAAUAAACAUGGAGAGAAAGACUCUGAUACAGUGAUGCUGAAUGUGACAUAUGCUCCAAGAAAUGUCUCAGUGUCCAUCAGUCCACCUGGUGAAAUAGUGGAGGGAGAUUCAGUAACUCUGAGCUGCAGCAGUGAUUCAAACCCUCCUGCUCUGAACUUCAGCUGGUUUAAAGAAGGAACAUUUGUACGGUCUGGAAGAAACUACAGCAUCUCAAAUAUCAGCUCUAAUCACAGCGGAGAAUACAAGUGCAAGUCCAGCAAUAAACAUGGAGAGAAAGACUCUGAUACAGUGAUGCUGAAUGUGACGUAUGCUCCAAAAAAUAUAAUGGUGUCCACCAGUCCAAUAGUGGAGGGAGAAUCAGUGACUCGUAAACAUGUAGAGAAAUACUCUAAUGCAGUGCCUUUAAAUGUCAUGUACCCUCCAAAGAAUGUCACAGUGUUCAUAAAUGGAUCUGGUGAAAUAGUGGAGGGAGAUUCAGUGACUCUGAUCUGCAGCAGUGAUUCAAACCCUCCUGCUCUGAACUUCAGCUGGUUUAAGGAGAAUCAAAGCUCCUCUGUUGGAUCUGGACAGAGUUUCAGUGCACUACAGAGUGGACGCUUCUACUGUGAAGCUCACAAUCAACACGGAUCUCAGAGAUCAGACGCUGUUACUGUCACUGUUAAAGAGCAUCACGGAUCCCGUUGGCAUGAAGUUUUUGGGAUCACAGUGGAAUGUGGAGUAUCAUUCAUCAUUGUUACCAUCACUAUCAUUAUCAUCAUGUUCAUAAUAAAGAAACUAAGGAGUUUUAAAUAUGAAUACAUCACAAUGACACAGAUCUCUGAAUCCAGUGAAGACACAUACAGACUUCUUGAGCUCCAGUCCACGACCUCUGAUCUGUAUGGCACACUCACAACCCUUCAUCCCAGACCUCUUGAAGGCUCAUGUACAACAGCUUUAUAAUGAAAUCGAUUAACUUAAUUUAGUCUGUCUUCAUGUUAUUGACUGUUCAGAUCAACAGGAAGAUGCUGCUUGUAAGAGGUGGAGCACAAAGUGUUAAUACUGAGCUCUGUGGGCGGAGCCACUUAUGACUGAGGGGGAUCACUGAGUUUCUUCAGUUUUUUAUUUCUUUAUGGUUUCAGGAGCAUUAUUCAGAGGUGGGUAAUCCAGGCACCAAAGAGUAAAAGUCUUGCCAUAUUUUUGCUCCACCCAUUAACUCAGCAGAUGAUUUCACCAGAGGAGGAACCAAGUCAUUCUUUCCAAAUCAAAUUUUCUUCUAAGCAAUUGCAUUAAUGUUUUACAGUAAACAUUUGUGCACUGCUGAUACAAAUCUUGAUUUAGCAGAUAACAUGCUUUUGAUGCCUGAAUGAUCUUGAUUUUAAUUUCUUGAUUUUACUUUUAAAUAAAAGAAUUCAUGGCUUAGUGAUUAGAGAGAACUGCUGUCUCUUGGGUUAAAUGCAGAGUAUGAAUUCUGAGUUUGGGUCACCAUACUUAACUGUAUGUCACUUUCACAAAAAAGAGAAAAAUCUCAUUAAAUAAAUGCCACCAUAAUGCUUCAAUAUUAAAAAAUUAUAUAUAAAAAAAACACAGUUUGGGAUUAGUCAUUUAACCAUGACCAUUUAUCAUAUGAUCCUCAACAGUGGUGAAAAUAAUUAUUCAUACUGCAGUUCAUUAUGGGAGUCUUUCAUGUAUUGCACAUGAAGCAUUUUGUUGAUUGUCACCAUUGUAGAUAUUCAUAUGCUGGUUCUUGACAUCUGUGUGUGUCUAAAAAGCAAGCACUGGAGCUUAGAUUUAUUUAUGUGUUACAAAAAUUUAAAAUUAACUUCCUGUAAGUAUUAGAACAAUGUUCUUUUUGUGCAUGCUGUAGCUACACUGGGAUUAUUCAAAACCUAAAUAUGUAAAAAAUAAAAAAUAAAAAAAAACACUAUUUGAGAUAUAUUAAAACAGCUCAUUGUGACUAUAUGUUCUGCCUAUAUCAUUGAUGUCUCUUCUCCCCAACAUCACAUGCAGAGCUACAAAGAGAGAUCUGACAAAACACCUUAAGGGUCAAGAGCACAACUAAACCAAACACUGAUCUCCAUGAUGGUGACAUCAUUUUAACCAAUAAAACAUCAACAUCUGAUCCUCUGUAAUUCUUAAUAUCAGCAGGUGUUAAUCAUUAAUGCACCAUCAUCAUUUAA
Carassius auratus (goldfish) is the source of this 5686-nucleotide messenger RNA. RefSeq names its product B-cell receptor CD22-like. The record is from RefSeq and is a predicted model, not a curated record. Lineage: Eukaryota; Metazoa; Chordata; Actinopteri; Cypriniformes; Cyprinidae. The transcript is spliced from 21 exons. Bases 222 to 4469 code for a protein of 1415 amino acids.